Molecule: messenger RNA, 1353 nt
Organism: Photinus pyralis (common eastern firefly)
Lineage: Eukaryota; Metazoa; Arthropoda; Insecta; Coleoptera; Lampyridae
Product: septin-1
Exons: 4
Coding region: 107-1195 (362 amino acids)
Biological process (GO): regulation of exocytosis; cytoskeleton-dependent cytokinesis; cell division
Cellular component (GO): septin ring; synaptic vesicle; cell division site
Molecular function (GO): GTPase activity; molecular adaptor activity; GTP binding
Source: RefSeq, a predicted model, not a curated record
GUAUUAUUUAAAUAAGUGCCACGCCCAUGUUUGAUUUAAAAAAUUGUUCUGUUUAUCUACUUUGAAAGAGAAAAUCGCGAAAAUAAAUAAACGCACCGGCGGAAAGAUGUCGAGCGACUCAGUAAAAGGCUUUUCAGGUUUGGAAACGCCAGGUUAUGUCGGCUUCGCCAAUUUGCCCAAUCAAGUUCAUCGCAAGUCCGUUAAGAAAGGCUUCGAGUUCACCCUGAUGGUGGUGGGCGAGAGCGGUCUAGGAAAGUCGACCCUUGUGAAUUCUCUAUUUCUGACCGAUUUAUAUCCGGAGCGCGUCAUCCCGGACGCGAUCGAGAAAAGCAAACAGACGGUUCGAUUGGAUGCGUCGACCGUCGAAAUCGAAGAGCGAGGCGUUAAGCUACGUCUUACUGUCGUCGAUACGCCCGGUUACGGCGAGGCGAUUGACAAUACGGAUUGCUUCAAGGCGAUAAUCCGUUACAUCGAUGAGCAGUUCGAAAGAUUCUUAAAGGACGAGUCUGGGCUUAACAGGCGAAAUAUCGUAGAUAAUCGUAUACACUGCUGCUUCUACUUUAUUUCACCGUUUGGACACGGCUUAAAACCUCUGGAUGUGGAAUUUAUGAAGCAGCUUCACAACAAAGUAAACAUUGUUCCUGUUAUCGCCAAAGCGGACGUUCUAACCAAAAAGGAAAUGCAACGGCUCAAACAGCGUGUCCUGGGCGAGAUCUCCGAGCACGGUAUCAAAAUCUACCCGCUUCCGGAGUGCGAUUCGGACGAAGACGAGGAGUACAAGGAGCAAGUUCGUCAGCUGAAGCAGGCGAUACCGUUUGCGGUGUGCGGUUCUAACACUACGUUGGAAGUACGUGGCAGGAAGGUGAGGGGGCGCCUCUAUCCGUGGGGAGUCGUCGAGGUGGAGAAUCCCGAGCAUUGCGACUUCGUUAAGUUGCGCACGAUGCUCAUCACGCACAUGCAAGAUUUGCAGGAGGUCACCCAGGAGGUGCACUACGAGAAUUACCGCUCCGAGAGAUUGGCGAAGGGCGCCCCGCCACCCGCCGCCAGCGCAGUCACCAAGCGAAAUGUGAUUACAGACGAGAAGAACGGAAUGUUGGGUGAUAAGGACAGAAUGUUGGCGGAGAAGGAGGCGGAGCUGAAACGUAUGCAGGAAAUGUUGGUCGCGAUGCAAGCGCAAAUGCAGCAGCAGCAUUAAAAGGGGGCCUUCUGAGCGAGUUGCGCUCAGCACAUAUCAAUUUAAGCUAUUUAAUGCCAAUUUUAGUGUACUUAAGAUGCCAAUUUUUUUACCGUAUGAUUUGUAUUUAUAAUUACCAGUGUAUUGUUUAUCUAACUGAAAGUAUUUUUGUAAAACUA